GUGCUGGCCCCUUCCUCCACCGCGCCGCCAUAAGAACCCCACCCGCCCCCGCCUUGUCCUCGCUGUAUUGAACGGAACUCUCACCUCACUCAACUCAUAUCUCAUAUACACAUUCCCGCAAGGAUGUCUCCCGUCUCAACAAAUACGAACGGGACUGGCAACUCGGCACAUCAUGACAGCGACGCCGCCCUACCGCCGUCUUUGUCGUUCAAAUGUGCCGUGACCGACUCGAAAGGCCCGCGGCGGUCCAUGGAGGACGCACACGCCAUCGUCGUCCCCUUCGCCGGGGUCCGCGGGCAGGCCUUCUUUGCCAUCUUCGACGGGCACGCUGGCAAGCAGGCUGCAGAAUGGUGCGGCGCGAACUUCUCCACGUGUUUCCUCGAGGCGAUUAAGCGCGAUCCGACGGCUACCAUCCCUGAUGCGUUCAAUCAGACGUUCCACGACGUCGACGGGCACCUCUCCCAGCUCUCGGAGGAGUCGGAUGGCAAGAUGCAUGCGGGGUGCACCGCGGUAACUGCGUUCCUGCGCCUCGAAGAUGCGGAUGGGAAGCAGUCCUUCCUCCCGCCACACUUUGACCCCAUUGAUAUCGCGCUUGCGGACAUGCAUCUGGACGAUGAGGCCAGCGACGGGGAAGCCGAGGGCGGACACGAGAAGGUUAGCAACAGAGCCCGUAUCAAGCAGUUCUUCAAGCCUGCCAAUCACGACCAAUCCUCCCCGCCGCCGUCACAGGCGAGCUCGGCAAAUACGAACGAGAAAGAUAAUGCAUGGACAUUGCCCCGCAACGCAACGGUGCGUCGGGUGCUGUAUUGCGCAAAUGUGGGCGACGCGCGGGGCGUGCUGUGCCGUGCCGGACGGGCGGUACGCCUGACAUACGAUCACAAAGGCUCGGACAAGCAGGAGGCGAAGCGGAUUAUGGAUGCGGGAGGCUUCGUGAUGAGUGGGCGCGUCAACGGUGUGCUCGCGGUGACGAGAAGUCUGGGGGACUCGUCGAUGAAGGAGUUUGUUGUGGGUGCGCCAUAUACCACGGAGACGGAGCUGAGUGAAGAAGACGAGUUCCUGAUCCUGGCUUGCGAUGGGCUUUGGGAUGUUAUCGAUGACCAGAAGGCGUGCGAGCUUGUGCGCUCUAUCGCAGACCCCAGGAGAGCUGCGGAGGAGUUGCUCGACUACGCAUACAAGAAUUACUCAACCGACAAUGUCACGGUUCUCGUCGUCCGGCUAAGGAGCCCGCCAGAAGCAAUGGGUACUGAGCAGAAUGGAUCGUGAGCUUGUCGGUUACCCGGAUAGCGCGCUCGAUCUCUUCUCCGGAGGCACGAGCCCUUGUGCAGUGGUCUCGUUACUCUCGUGUAUUCGCCCUUAUUCCGACUCUUUUCUUUGCUGAUUCAAGGAUCUCGCGCGCAUGCACUCGCAUACGUACACAAGGACAAGUGUAGCUUAUUGUAUUGUAGGGGUUGUCACUAAACUCGGCGGGUACGGUACGUAGUGGCUUCGCACUGUAGUGACAGAAUGGGAUGGUUAUAUUUCGUGUCACCCUCCGUGACUGCGUUCGCUCGAAAGGGGGCCGAUCUAGAUCUCGGAGUCCACACGUGUCGGUGUUCGAGUUGCCUAAAAC
This is a messenger RNA of Rhodofomes roseus, 1609 nucleotides long. Its product is annotated as protein serine/threonine phosphatase 2C. The coding region runs from base 124 to 1263 and encodes 379 amino acids. Gene Ontology annotation, molecular function: protein serine/threonine phosphatase activity; cation binding. The record is from RefSeq and is a predicted model, not a curated record. The transcript has 6 exons. Gene Ontology annotation, biological process: protein dephosphorylation. NCBI's taxonomy places the organism in Eukaryota, Fungi, Basidiomycota, Agaricomycetes, Polyporales, Fomitopsidaceae.